Botrytis cinerea B05.10 is the source of this 3030-nucleotide messenger RNA. RefSeq names its product Bcnat1 (gene Bcnat1). The record is from RefSeq and is a predicted model, not a curated record. The transcript is spliced from 3 exons. Gene Ontology annotation, cellular component: cytoplasm; NatA complex. Bases 196 to 2397 code for a protein of 733 amino acids. NCBI's taxonomy places the organism in Eukaryota, Fungi, Ascomycota, Leotiomycetes, Helotiales, Sclerotiniaceae. Gene Ontology annotation, biological process: N-terminal peptidyl-methionine acetylation. Gene Ontology annotation, molecular function: protein binding; protein-N-terminal amino-acid acetyltransferase activity.
GAGCAGGAAAAUUCCCACCUGUGAGACGGACCAUACAGUAGAGGACUUUUCAAUUAUCGUCAAGGCCUUUGAUACGACAUCGAGACUAUUUGAAAAGGCACCAAAGCAUUGUGAAUCCUGACGUCAGAAUCACACAACGAUCUUUAACCCCCCACGCUGUUGAAUAGCUUUUCUGGCAAACGCAAUUGAGCAGCCAUGCCACAACCGUUAUCUUCGAAAGAGUCCUCACUCUUUAGGACUGUGGUUCGAAAUUAUGAAGAUAAGCAGUACAAGAAAGGUUUGAAAGCUGCCGACCAGAUUCUGAAAAAGAACCCUAAGCAUGGAGAUACUUUGGCUAUGAAAGCCUUGAUUCUAAACUCUCAAGGGAAAUCCGAUGAAGCUUUUGCGCUUGCGAAAGUGGCCCUCCAAUGCGACUUCAAAUCACACGUCUGCUGGCACGUUUACGGACUACUCUACCGCGCCGCGAAAAACUUCGAGGAGGCUAUCAAAGCAUACAAAUUUGCUCUGAAGCUGGAACCAGACUCGCAGCAGAUCCAGAGAGAUUUGGCGCUUUUACAAGUACAAAUGCGUGAUUAUGCGGGCUAUCUUGUUAGUCGCAAAGCUAUGCUAACUGCUAGAUCUACCAGUCGACAAAGCUGGACUGCGUUAGCUGUGGCAUACCAUCUCAAUGGCGAAUUGGCAGAAGCAGAGAGAACUUUAACCACCUAUGAGGGAACUUUGAAGAAUCCACCCUCCAAACUCGAUUUCGAGAACUCGGAAGCUGUUAUGUACAAAAUUACGUUAAUCGCAGAACAAGGUGAUGUCAAGAGAGCUUUGGAAUGUCUUGAAUCGGAUGGGAAACACAACCUCGAUCGCCUGGCUGUUAUGGAGCUAAAGGCAAAAUACUUGUUCGAGCUUGGACGAAAGGAGGAAGCUGUAAAGGCAUAUCGUGCGCUGGUCGACCGCAACCAGGAAUUCAAAACCUACUAUGAUUCCUUAAUCCAAGCUAUGGAGAUCGACCCGACCGAUUUGAAGGCUCGCAAAGCUGUUUACGAUGAAUAUGCAGAGAAAUACCCACGAUGUGACGCUGCGCGCCGGUUACCGUUGGAUUUCCUAGAAGGCGAGGAAUUUAAAGAGGCCGCAGACAAGUACAUUCACCGUAUGCUGGAUAAGGGGGUUCCAUCUACAUUCGCAAACCUGAAGCAUCUGUAUGCCGAUACAUCUAAGAAGGAGAUCUUACCGUCUGUCGUUCAACAAUACAUUGAGAGUGGAAAAAGUGAAGAGAGUUCGGAACCAAAGAGAAACGGUGACACAUCCAAGGGCAACUCAUCGGCUUAUUACUUCCUCGCACAGCACUACAACUAUUACUUGAGCCGCGAUCUUGACAAGGCUAUGGAGUAUAUUGAGAAGGCUAUCGAAUUAGAACCUAAAAGCGUAGAUUUCCACAUGACAAAAGCGCGUAUAUUUAAGCAUCAAGGAAACACCCAAAAAGCCUCUGAGAUCAUGGAGGAAGCUCGCAGUCUCGACACUAGGGAUCGUCACAUCAAUACCAAAGCUGCCAAAUAUCAACUUAGAAAUGAUGAAAACGAAAACGCCUUGAAGACUAUGGGUAUGUUUACAAGAGCUGAGACUGUGGGUGGGCCGCUAGCAGAUCUUCAUGAUAUGCAAUGUGUCUGGUUUUUGACAGAGGACGGAGAGUCUUAUGCUCGCCAAAACAAAAUUGGCCUGGCUCUCAAGAGAUUUACGGCAGUUUACAACAUUUUUGAUGUCUGGUAUGAAGAUCAGUUUGAUUUCCAUUCUUUCUUCUUACGUAAGGGUCAAAUUAGAGCCUAUGUAGAUAUGAUGAAGUGGGAAGACAAGAUCAGAGAACACCCCUUUUAUAGCCGAGCAGCUCUUUCCGCAGUCAAAGUCUAUCUUUCGAUGCAUGACAAGCCAACAUCAAACGGAGUUAACGGAUCUGAAGAAACCGAGGCAGAUGCUCUGGAACGCAAGAAGGCAGCAAAGAAAGCGAGAAAGGAAGCAGAGCGCCUGGAAAAAGAGGCUUUGGCAAAGAAAAAUGAACCCAACAAGCCAGUGAAAGACCAGGAUGGGGAAUUGAAGAAGAAGGAUGAUGAUCCUAAUGGAGAGAAAUUGGCGGAGACGAAGGAACCGUUGGUUGAUGCUAUGAAGUUUUUGAGUCCGUUGUUACAGUUCAGUCCCAAGAAUAUUGAGGCGCAAAUUCUGGGUUUUGAGGUAUUGAUUCGUAGACAGAAAUACCUCCUCGCACUUAAAUGUCUCAUGGCUGCAUCGGCUAUUGACAAGGAGAAUGAAAGUGUGAAAGAACAGAAGAUUCGCUUCAAGAAGGUCGUGGAAUCGGAACUUGAGGGAACCGAUCCUAAGGUUGUGGAGAUCAUUAAGGAGGAGUUUGCCAAGUUGUGAGGGGAAGGUCUCCUGGUUGGUGUGGGGAACGGCAGCAUUGCGAGAUUUACAGGGUAUAAAAGUUUUUCCAUAUAGUACUUCGAGGUUCUCAAACGACAAAGCGCCAUGGAUUGAAGGCAUAGCAUAGCAUGGCUCUUAUAGUUGAUGGACCUUUGGAGUUCUUCAUGAUCUAACCUCUUUCAUCUUGGCAUUGGUUCAUGGUAGGAAGGAUUGGGGAGAAUUAAAAAGAAAGGAAUAUGAAGGAAAAUGAAUUUAUUGAAAGAUUGGUAGAUAAAAGUUUGCCUACCUAUUCUAGGCACUGCGUCAGCUCUUCUCUAAUCUACCUGCCAUAGAUCUGUGGGUAACAUUAUCAGCGAAGGAUGGUGGAGCAAUGGAAGGAGAUUUAUUUGAGUGACGACAUCCGCUCUAUGUAGAUGAUAGAAAAAAUGGACACAAUAUUGAAGAAAUACGAAGAUGCUUAUUAGACUGCCUCAUUUGAUUACUAGGCAUAUAGAUUUAUCAUCCGGGAUGGAAGGGGGGGCUAACUGGAGAGGAAUAUCUUCUCCUUCGUCUUGACACGAGGUUGUUCCAAGGCACAUGGUUAAUUUCUGUUGGUAGAUAUUCGCUCUGUGUAGAUGAUUCUGCCAUUAUACA